Messenger RNA from Magallana angulata, 5313 nucleotides. Its product is annotated as connector enhancer of kinase suppressor of ras 2-like. Gene Ontology annotation, molecular function: protein binding. Bases 152 to 3934 code for a protein of 1260 amino acids. The transcript has 28 exons. The record is from RefSeq and is a predicted model, not a curated record. NCBI's taxonomy places the organism in Eukaryota, Metazoa, Mollusca, Bivalvia, Ostreida, Ostreidae.
UCAGUAUUUUAGAUUUAAAUUGUCAAUUCUUGGUCGCUGCAAUACUUUUCAAAAAUAGCAUGCCUGUUUACCCGGAAGUGUUAAAGAAAAUUGUAAACAUUGCUGUGUGAUGUCACUUUAUUUACAUGCUGGGUUUUGAUUAGGCUACAAAAUGUCAGCAAGUUUAGUCAACAACCUUCAUUUUGAAAAUUGGUCAUCGAAUCACGUUUCCGACUGGCUGAAAGGCUUGGAUGAUGUCAUCCAACAGUACGUUGUCCAUUUCAAGGACAAGGACGUCAACGGCAAAAAGCUGAUGAUGUUAACGCAUUACGACUUGGAGAAGAUAGGCGUCCGUAAACUGGGUCACCAGGAGCUGAUAUUGGAAGCAGUCGAUCUCCUCAGAUCUCUGCGAUACGACUAUGAAACGGAGAAUCUCCAGUCUCUAGCCCUGCAGCUUGGAUGUAAGGCCAGAAGUCUGUUUAAUGAGGUCCAGCCGCGGAACGUGGAGAACGACCCAAAUAUGGCAAACCACUCCCACUCAUCCAGGUCAAGGCCACACCAGCUGUCCGUCGAGAUCCUGUCCUCAGUCGCUGACCUUAUUAUCACACUGAAGUGUGUCAUUCAAUGGCUGGACAGAGCACCCUUUGACAGAAUAUACGACAUGAUUUUGCUGCGUAACACCCUGGUGAAGCUCGGUAUAGAUCUGAUAUCUGCAUGUCAGAAAGACACAACGGAUUCCAACCCAGAGGAAAAGAUAUCUACUGCAUGUCACAUGCUGGCUGACUACUGUGAUGGUUUGGUGGUCAGCAAUUCCGAGACUUUGUCCAUACAACCCGCCUCCCUGGAGCACACAACCAUCCGCAAGAAACCAGGGGAGGAACUGGGAAUGACGAUACACUCGGCAUACUACGGUGUCCAUGUAAUUGGGGAUAUCAGAGGCAGGUCACCAGCAGAUUUGUGUGGAAAGAUAGAGAAAGGGGAUGAAGUGGUACAGGUGGACCAGAAAACAGUGGUUGGGUGGCAGCUUCAACGUCUGGUGGACACCCUGAAAGAGAAACCAAAAGAGGUCCACCUGCUGCUGAAGAAGCGGCCCCACCACAUCAGUCCGUACGGUCAGCUGCCAAACAAGCGCCACCAGAACACCAACCUCCUGCAGCCACAGGUCAACACCCUGCCCUCCAAGAAGAGGCGCUCCAGGGAGGGGGAGCACAACAAGCAGCCCAGGCCCUCCCUGCAGGAGUUUGUCAGCUCGGUGCCCUCAGAAGAUCUCUAUACACCACGGGAGGAGAUAGCGACCGACGACAGGGAGGACGGCAAUGACACUGACAGUGACGUAUUUAGGAGCGGAUCCGAGUCCCCCCAGUACACCCUCCCUGUGAUCACCGACCCGAAACAGCGGCGGGCCACCGUCAGCGGGGGUUCCCCCACCCUGAGCCGGACUCUGCUAGGGAUUGACGACCCGGAAACGCCCACGCGACCCAAAUCUUUCACCGUGGCGUCGGCGGACGUCCCGGCGUCAGAGUUAAAGGAAAUCAUGGGGGAGGAAAGUAAUCUCGCCAAGCUAGGUAAUGGCGCGGGAAAGACUAACAACGCCCAGCAGAAGAGACAAGACUACAAGUCAGCGAAACCAGGCCCACAGUCCCUGGAAUUCACCGUCAAAAAGCCGGUCCCGAUAGUGCAGGAACCAAAAGGCGAUAUGACGACGCCGAAAUCGGCAUCCGAGGAGCAGCAGAGGACCUUCCAAGACCUACUGGAUCAGAAGAAGGUUCUGGAUUUGCUGGAGGUGCCGUCCAGAUUCCAGAAUCCAAAUCGGAAGACGACAGACAAUGUGGAAGAGACGGCGGAGAAGCCAGCGUGCCUAUCCUCCCCGUCAUCCACAGACACGCUGACCGACCACUCCGGACCGGAAGAGGAUGUGGCAACUAGUUCCGGUACACAAACGGAAGUUGUGGAGACGCAUCGGAAAGAAGAAGAAGAAGAAGAAGAAAAGCCGGAGAACAGUGGUAGUGAGGAUGUUGCUCACGAAACGAUAUCGACCUCGUCUCCCGACCAGCCCAUAGGAUCGCCGCCGGGGGUAAGUGUUGGCACGGAUGAUGCACACUAUACUAGCACUGCGACUUCGCCACAACCUCCGUCACCGCCGACUCUGGUGUCGCUUAUGCCGAAAACAGCUCCACAAAAUCUGAACGCAUCGUACGUCAAUAGGAGAAAAGGCAGUAAAAACAUGGUCGCCGCCUCGUCCUCGGUUGCUACCUUCGUUAGAGAAAAGAACGAACCCCAACUGAUGAGUAUUCGAAAAAUUGAAUCCUUCGCCGAAGGAGGGAAUCGGAACAAACAAGUGAAUUUUUCGGCAUCGACAAAACAAGGCGAUGUAAUCAGUUAUAAGACGAUUGUGGUGGGCGGGGUCGUCCAGAAGAUUCCGGUCACGACAGAGCCUGCUGUUGUGAUGAGACCAAAGAAGAAGGCCAAGCGAGUAGACCGCCGGGUGAGCUGUAAGGACCUGGGCACGGGCGACUGUCAGGGAUGGCUCUACAAGAAGCGGGACAAGGGCGGGUUCAUGGCCAGCCACUGGGUCAAGCGUUGGUGUGUCAUCAAGCAGUACAACAUGUACUUCUACCGCGACCAAGAGGAUCUGAAGGCAGAAGGGGUACUACAUUUACCCGCGUUCCAAGUUUCUCCAGCACCGGAAGUAAAAACCAAAAAAUUCGCAUUUAAAGUCCACAACUUGGGAACGUCUUUUAUCUUUGCGUCGGAACGACAAGAUGACAUGAAAAAAUGGAUGAACAAGAUGGGGUUAGCUGCAAUAUCUUUCUCUCCACCAAAAGUGAUAAAGCAUGGUGAACAUAGUGCAUCAAACGAUUACUACAGCGAGAGUUCAGACGAGGAGGACCACCCAUCUCACACCACUAGUGUAGAAUCUCUGGAGAGUAUCGGCCACAGUACAGACGAUGCCGUGGACUCCCCCGCUCCUAUAUCCAGAAGUGUGGGAGACCUCACUCGUCUCAUGGACAACAUCCACAAGGAACAGCUGACGUUUGACGGCAAGGACAAGCGGAAACAGAGGACCAGCGCCAUCUUACCGACAGACGGCGCCCCGGUCGAGACGCCCGUUGAGAGUAUAGAGACUCUCAAGCGGAAACACUCGCUGAUGAGAACGUUGAAGUUACAAGGUGACAGUGGUUGGAGGCGUGGUCCACAAGAAUCCACUCGAAAAAGAGAUAGACGAGUGAGUUGUAAAGACCUUGGGUCGGGGGACUGUGAAGGAUGGCUGUACAAACGACAAGGCGGCAGGAGGUUACUGGCGGAUGACUGGGUCAAACGGUGGUGUAUCAUCAAGGACCACUACAUGUAUAUCUAUGAGACCACUGAGGAUCUGAAAGCAGAGGUUUUAUUACACUUACCCGCGUUUCAAAUAUCUCCUGCUCCCGAAGUCAAAACAGAACAUUUUGCAUUUAAAGUCCACCAUUCGGGAACGACUUUUGUAUUCGCAUCUGAACGACAGAAUGACAUGAUAAAAUGGAUGAACAAGAUGAGAGAAUCCACAAAAUACCCAGAUAAACGAACAGAGGCUAGGGAACAAGAUGACUUUUAUAGCGAGAGUUCUGAUGAAGAAUAUUCUAAUACAGAUUCUUCGAAGAGUACUGAACCCAAAACUGGGUCAGCGAUUUCAAGAGGAUCAAACGGUUUGAGCCACCUCAUGGAUAACAUCCAUAGAGAGCAGUUGAGCUUUGACGGCAAAAAUAAACGUAAGCAGAGAACAAGCGCCAUUUUACCCAUCACGAAUACACUGCACAAUGAUUACAUCGAGGCUGAGAAACGGAAGCUGUCCCUGUUACGAACAUUAAAGGCGAAGGAAAUAGAACUUCAAGAACUAGAAGCCAUUCUUCAAAAUAGAAAUAUAAAGGAGUCCCUGAGAAAAUACAAAGAUAUGCUGUUGGAAGUGAUAUGGGUGUAGGGGGCGUAAGGGAUACAUUACGUUUUUUAGUAACAGUGUAAGAACAAUCACAAAUUCAUCAUCAAACAGACGGAAGCAGAACAAUAAAUUUUACAUGUAUAAUGAAAUAAUACAUACAAAUACUUUAUAGUGGGUUAUUUUCACCGCGUGUUAAUUUUGCCCUUUAAGACUUGCAAACGGUAUCGCCCAGUCCGUAGUUCGCUCAGACAAAGUAGGGCUAAAAAAGAGAUAAUUUGAGACAUUUCGUGCAUGGAAAUCAGGCAGUCUUAAAUCUGCCCGCUGACGAGGGCGAUACGGGGCGAAAAUAAAACGGGGGCGAAUAUUUCCCUGCACACAUUAUAUAUGAUUAGAUAUAGACUUCAAACGAUAGAUUAAAAACAGUGACAAAUUGUAGGACUAAAGGAAGGGGGACCCAGAUCGAUUCAUUCACCAGAGAUCAGUACUGAUGAGCUCUCUGUGACAAACAUAUAUCAUCCUCUUUUUCCGAUUCUAAUAACGCAAACGGUAUAUCGCCCAGUCUGUAGUUCGCUCAGACAAAGUAGUGCUAAAAAAGAGAAAAUUUGAGACAUUUCGUACAUGGAAUUCAGGCAGUCGUUAAUCUGCCAGCUGACGAGGGCGAUACGGGGCGAAAUUAAAACGGGGCGAAUAUUUCCCUGCACACACUUAUAUAAUUAGAUAUGGAUGUCAAACGAUAGAUUAAACUAAAUGUUAAAACAUGGUUUUUGUAUUGCAAUUAAAAAAUGAAACUUGAUAUGAUGGCAUGUCUCAUUAUAAUCAUAAAUUUUAAGAAAAAAUAUUAGCCUAUAUAUCCGUAUGCAUAUUUACUACGACAUUUUUAAAAAUGCUUACAAGCAACUUGUAAAGCAUGCUAUUGUCCAUUAUUAUAUCUAUGUAAAUAGAUUGUUAGUAUCUUUUAAAAAUGACUAGUAUAAGAAUUUUUGUUGCAUGUUCUUUACCAAAAUAAGUACAAUAUUAGACCUUAUAUAUACUGUCACAUUUUCACAUUGAUAUGAACAUAGUAAACAAGGGCUCCAGGAACACUCGAAGAGGCUUGCGGUUUAACUAUUAAAAAUGCAUGGCAAGAUUUAAUAUUUUAAAGAGAUUGUUAUUAAUUUUUAUUUUUGGGAAAAAUAUAUACAAAUUAAAACGCGAUUUUCAAACAAAUUAUCGGUCUCUUUAUUAAAGUAUGAAUUGGUUUUAAUAUGUUUAAAAUAUAUAAUUUUUCUCUUGUCAAUGUGUGUAUCUCAUUUUAAAAAUGUGAUUUACUUGGUUAGGAAGAAAAUUGGACAAACAUCUUGAAUUACAUGUAAUUUUGCAAUGUUUUAAAAUAGAUAUCGCUUUACUAUGUUGUUAGUAGUUUACCUAUAUUAAACAAUGUA